AUGAUUAUUCCAGUCCGCUGCUUUUCCUGCGGGAAGGUUAUCGGGGAUCUAUGGGAGCGCUACUUGAAACUCAUUGAUGAGGGCACGACGGAUGGGGAUGCGAUGGAUCAACUGGGGUGUAAACGAUACUGUUGUCGCCGCAUGAUUAUGACACAUGUCGACCUGAUCGAAAAACUUCUCAAGUACAACCCCGCAGAACGAGACACGAAGAAGGCCGCUAUGGGUUAG
Messenger RNA from Amorphotheca resinae ATCC 22711, 228 nucleotides. RefSeq lists its product as hypothetical. The record is from RefSeq and is a predicted model, not a curated record. Lineage: Eukaryota; Fungi; Ascomycota; Leotiomycetes; Helotiales; Amorphothecaceae. The transcript is spliced from 4 exons. Gene Ontology annotation, cellular component: RNA polymerase II, core complex; RNA polymerase I complex; RNA polymerase III complex. Gene Ontology annotation, biological process: transcription by RNA polymerase I; transcription by RNA polymerase II; tRNA transcription by RNA polymerase III. Gene Ontology annotation, molecular function: DNA-directed RNA polymerase activity; zinc ion binding; DNA binding. Bases 1 to 228 code for a protein of 75 amino acids.